Molecule: messenger RNA, 4014 nt
Organism: Harmonia axyridis
Lineage: Eukaryota; Metazoa; Arthropoda; Insecta; Coleoptera; Coccinellidae
Gene: pbl
Product: protein ECT2
Exons: 12
Coding region: 234-3725 (1163 amino acids)
Biological process (GO): nervous system development; regulation of cytokinesis, actomyosin contractile ring assembly; activation of GTPase activity
Cellular component (GO): nucleus; cell cortex
Molecular function (GO): guanyl-nucleotide exchange factor activity; GTPase activator activity
Source: RefSeq, a predicted model, not a curated record
UUUUGCUACCUGUCGCGACGGUUUAAAAAGUGAUUUCUAGCCAAUCACCGAGAGUUAUUUAACUUCAAAGUUACUAUGGUGCAUUUUCUUACCAAACAAAGUAAAAAUACAAAAAUAUGAAACUUAAAUCCUUCAACAUGUCCAGAACUGAUAUAAAGUCGACGAAAAGUGUUCAUUUCAAGUGAUAUGUUGUAUUGUUGUCGUGAUUUUUAUACACUUUUUGUAUUAUUUUUAUGGAUGUUAUAACCAAUAAUCCUGUGGUCAAAAUGGACGAAGUCAACAACGUUCGUCAGAACAACCUAGUACCGCAAUAUUCCACCUGCAGCUUUGAUUCCAACGGUGAUGAAUUAAGUAAAUGUGAUAAUGCUUCCUCAUAUCAACGGAUAUGUUUCAUUGGCGAUGUUUCGUACGAUAAUGAUCUACGAAAGGUUGCAGAACAUUACAACCUACCCAUUGUUACGUCUGAAACAGGUCGAGAAUUUGCUCAAGAGAAUAAUUGCAGUACAAUAUUUGUGAUAGAUAAGUUCCAUGGUCCUACUUUUUCCAAUUUACACAAAGCAAAACAACCUAUAUUAGGGCCACCAGCCCUAAGGCAGUUAGUUAAGCGAAAUGAACCCCUUCCAAAUAAUAAGACUAGGCCAUUGUAUAAUCUGGCGAUGUCUGGAGUUGUUGUGUGUUUCACAGGGUUUAGAAAUAAGGACGAUUUGGCACAAUUGGUACCUCUAAUACAUCACAUGGGUGGUUCGAUUAGAAAAGAAAUGUCCGCCAAAGUAACUCAUUUAAUAGCUUACACUUGUGGAGGACAAAAGUAUCAUUAUGCUGCUACGUUUAAAGUACCUGUUCUCAAUCAGAGUUGGGUAUUGAAUGCGUGGAAAGAAAAAUAUGCCCUCGAUUUUUCUGCAACAAAUGAUUCUUUUUUGAAUUCACACAAACUAAAACCUUUCCAAGGCGCUCAUAUCAGAUUUGAAGGCUUUCCAGAAGACGAGGAAGUACACAUGAGAGAAGUAUUAGAAGCUAAUGGGGGUAAAGUUUGUGAGACCAACGAUCCAAAUUGUACACAUGUUGUGAUGGAUUACAGAGAAGGCUACAGCAUGGACGCAGGCGCACAGUUAACCUCGCCCACAGUUAACGAACCCUUCAUUUAUCCCGAUAACCCCACCACUCCUCUCACCUCUACCGCCGUCAAAGAAACAGUGGAUGAAUUAGAAUCGUUCAGUCGGUUCCAGACAAUCUAUAACACUCCUCUGAAUUCCACGACUCGUAGCGUUUUCCUGGAAACGUUAGACGAGAGGUCACACGACGACAUCAGUGUGUUAGACCAAACCUUGAACACAACUACCUCUUCAACAACCCGGAAGAGAAAGAUCGAGUCUCCAGAGUAUUUUUGUACCAUCAAGAGGAAAAGGGAUAAGAGCUUUAGCGAGAAAAAGAAAAGGGUCUCCAGCUUUUUUAAAACUCCGAUCAAUUACUUCUCGCAGAGGAGAAGAACCAUACAUUCGACCAGCUUCAACGAAAGCCUCAACGAGAGUGUGAUUUCCAGUUCUGGAGUGUUCAAUGUGGACACUGUUCAAGAUCUCAGUCACACCUUGGAUAGUUCUCAGACGCCGAAGAAGUCUAAGAAAAACCUGUUGAGAAGAACGUUCAGUUCAAAGUUUUCCGCUAGUAAGAAGCGGUCGAAGGCUGACUUGAAUUCAUCCAAGUAUUCUUUGGCGGAGGGUGUGGGAAGUGGUGAGAAGGACGAGGUAGACAAGUUCAAUACUUCCUGUUUUCCGGCAAUAGGCCGGGUUCCUGCCCUACCCAGCCUAGCUAUACCUGAUCAAACCGAGCCUAGCAAUGAGCUGACCAGGGAGUUAAGGGGGCUGUCCGUAACAUCAGCUGCGGUCGUGGAUGAGUCUUCGGUAGGGGAGAAGCCAGACGCUAAUUUGAAGACAUGGGUGGUUAAGGCAGAAUGGUUUUGGAUGUCUGUGCAGAAGCAGAUCACUCAGUGCGAGAAGGAUUACCUGUUUGAUGACUAUAUCGAACAAGUGCUCUCCCCCAAUGGAAGGAGGGACUCCCAUCAAGCCACGCCCAGCAGUGCCAGCAGAAGGAAGCGCAAAAGGAUCCACGAGACCAUCCAGUCCCUAGUCAACCAACAAUCGCCCACUUUACAUAAGCGUCGAUCGUCUGUAAGUGAUGCUGGUCUUCUAUCCGUAUCGGGCUCAUUCUUAGAUUGUACGGCCAGUCCGGACAAGGCCCUAUUGGACGGACCCGAAGUCAGUGAUUCGUCCAGAAAGGGCAAGACCGCACGGCAUCAGGUUUUCCUCGAGCUGCUGCAGACCGAGUCGAACUAUGUCAACAUUCUCGAAACCAUCAUAUUGAUGUUCAAGAAGCAUCUUGAGGAUAUGACGGGAGAGGAAGCAUUGCUCAACAACACAGAAGUGAACCUUAUUUUCGGCAAAAUUCCACCAAUCUAUGAUGUGCACGUCAAGAUGCUUGGAGAACUGAGAAAGACUGCCGCUCAAUGGACCGAAGACCGGUGCAUCGGGAGCAUCAUCUACAAGUAUGCCAACGAGCUAUUGACGGCCUAUCCACCCUUCAUCAACUACUUUGAGGAGAUGAAAGAGGUGCUGAUUAGGUGCGACCAGACCAAACCGAGGUUCCACGCCUUCCUGAAGGCCUGUCAAACGAGACCGGAGUGUGGCAGACAGAGUCUCACGGAACUGAUGAUAAGACCUGUACAGAGGCUGGGCAGCAUAAGUCUGCUAUUGAACGAUAUACUCAAAAAUACUCCAGUAACAAAUCCAGAUCAUGCAGCUCUGGAACAAGCUCAAGAAGAACUGAAAGAAAUCAUGACGCACAUAAAUGAGGAUAAGAGAAAAACUGAAGGUCAAGUGACGUUGUUCAACAUCUUCAAUGAAAUUGAUAAUUGCCCGCCUGAAAUGGUGUCCGCCCAUCGAAUUUUCAUCGCCAAAUCGGAAGUGAUACAACUGAACUCGCCGGACGUCCUGUCCAGCAAGGGCAACAACCUGGUCCUCUUCCUUUUCUCCGACCAAUUGGAAGUAUGCAAGAAAAAAUCGAAAUCCUUCAACAGCCUUAAGAGCCCCACGGGCGUCAGUACGUCUUCUCAGAGCAAGACGAACUGUAAACCUUACAAGCACAUCAGAAUGAUGGCGCUAAACACGAUCAAAAAGGUGAUAGACAUUAAAGAAACCGAGGACUGCCAGAAAGUUUUCAGUUUGGUUUGUAGGCACAAUGACGAGGUCAAGGAGAGGUUGUAUUGUUUCGCGAUGGCCGACGAAGAUGCAGACAAGGCUGAUUUUCUGAAGACCUUAACUAAGCAAAUGGCAACUAAUUCCUGUACUGCUGAUGCGGAUAAGUUCAUGGCUUAUCUGGAACCUCAGCAGUUGGAGAUCGAUACCAGCGAUCUGAGCAAUGGAACGCUAUCGAAGGCUUUCAAGUUCGCCAGUCGUACGAAAAUGAAGGUCGGGAGGGCGUUUUCCUUCAAUAAAACGCCCUCUAAACUAAAAAGGGCCGUGUCUUCCAUGAUGUCUCCGUUCGGCAGCUCUACGAAUCUGACCCCCGCCAAUCAGCUAGCCCAGAUGAAAUUGGCCAGCUAUAGCAACAUCAACGAAUUAGGAAAUGGUGAAAACGAACCUGAAAAUCCGCCACAAGCCCCCUUAUCUGUACAACCCACUCGUAAAAUGAAAGCAGCAUCUUUAGGAGUGACUGCUAUGAAAAGAUUAUAACAGUUAGUGUUUCAGAUAUCACUUUUUUAAGUUUUAUCUCUGUCGAAUAUUUGUAUAUAGCCAUCAUAGAUCAAAAUAAUAAUUAAGGAUUAGAUAUUAACUAAAUUCUAUUAUUUAUGUUUUAAAAUCAAUAUAUUAAUUGUGAUUGGAAAGUAAUUCAAGCAAUUUUUAAACUCUGUAAUAUAUUUAUUCUACCAGAUUAUAAACUGUACAAAUUGUAGUUUUAUACCAUGUUAAAUACACCUUAUAGGUGAAUUUUAAUUCAAUAUAUUUUAUGCUUCUGGAUUUA